Molecule: messenger RNA, 1043 nt
Organism: Diabrotica balteata
Lineage: Eukaryota; Metazoa; Arthropoda; Insecta; Coleoptera; Chrysomelidae
Source: the annotation of a GenBank genome assembly
AGAGAAUAGAGAUUGAAGGUGUUUUUGUUGUGUUUUAAUAUCAAUCAAUUUUAAAUUGCCGAGUUAUCAGCAAGCGACAUAAGACUAACUUAUUUCGCUUUGAAGCGUAAUCCACCUUUGAGAAUGGCGGAAAGUAGUAAUGGAGAAUUAAGUGAUGAAGAUAUUAUUAUUAAUGAUCAAGAUGGUCUUCCAAAUGUACAUCCCAACCUAAUAAAUGAAGCUGAGAUUGAUAGCCCAGAACAACAUUCUGAUGACGAAUUCGAAGACUUGCCAUCGUCUCUUAUUGUUACAAAUAUACAUGACUCAGUUUUUACCACCCCAGACAAAAAGCGUGAUUUAGAAGAGUUAUUUAAAAAGUACGACCCAGAUGUAACCUUCCAAUGGUUGCGUAGUUUCCGAAGAUUACGGGUGAAUUUCAAAACUCCGUAUGCAGCUGCUAGUGCGAGAAUUGAACUUCACCAGUACAAGAUCAACGAGUCAGUAAUAACCUGUUAUUUUGCUCAGCCAGUCACACCGGUGAAAAAUCCGAAUUUGCAACCACCAGCCCCGUAUAAACAGUUCCUAAUUUCACCUCCUGCAUCCCCGCCGUUGGAUUGGGAGCCCCGUCCCGAAGGAGAACCUAUUAUCAACCACGACUUAUUGGCUGCUCUAGCCACCCUUACUCCUGGUGCCACUCACGAGUUGCAUCCCUCGUCUCCGGGACAACCGGCUAUAGUCGUCCAUACAGCAUUAGGGGCUGCGACUACCGGCACCAAACCUAGAAAUACAGCUAUUCCUGAUCGAAGUUAAAGAUCGGGCUGUCAAUAGGUAAAUGGAGUUAUAUUGAUACAAGAUAAAUUUAUUUAUUUUACUAAAGACUAAAAAUUGAUCUGAUAAUGAUUAGAGAGAUUGUGGCACUAAUUUAUGAUUUAGUUUUUAGUUUGAAUUAUGUGUCAUGUACUUAUUUUUAUGUUGAAAGUUUGUAAGAUUAUUAUUACAAAUUUCUUUAGUAAUGAAUAUCAGCGUAAGAAUAAAAUGUGCUAAGGAGAUAUGCUCAAUUACUU